UUUAUGAAGAUACUUUUUCUGCGGGAAAAUUAUUGUUUGUAUUAUCAUAUAGCAGAAAAAUGAAAAUCAGCAUGAGGUGGCCAUAUUUGAGAUGGUUAGCAGUAGUUGUGGUAGUACUCGUAUUGCAAGGACACGGCACAAUGUCAGCUCCUAAUCCCAGCAACGACGAUAUGAUGAGAGAACUGCUCAAACUAGACCAAAUGUAUUCUUCGAUCGCAAGACCAAGUUUGCGGAGUGGUCCAGUCCAAACAGAAAUUAGGCCGAGAGUUGUUCAACGAGCCAUCAUCAGGCUGCAAGAACUCGACCGACUUUAUGCGGACCGGGCUAGACCUAGAUUUGGAAAACGGACACCACAGACUGAUAACAAUCUCACCCCUUUCGACUAUGAUAAUACGUAUCAGAGCGAUCAAGACAUUGGUGAAUGGCUGCCAGCACGCAGAUGAGGCUUUUUCAACAUUCAGAUGAUCUUUCAGUUUCUGUCUCCCCAGCCCAGUAGACAAUCACAAUGAGUUUCCGUCAUCGUCUUCAAACUUACUUUUUCCGGCAGAUAAACCUGUUAUUGUUGCUGAAAAUUAUUUAGUCCUAAUAAAGCAUAUUUGUGGCCUAACAA
Messenger RNA from Leptinotarsa decemlineata (Colorado potato beetle), 610 nucleotides. RefSeq lists its product as uncharacterized. NCBI's taxonomy places the organism in Eukaryota, Metazoa, Arthropoda, Insecta, Coleoptera, Chrysomelidae. The record is from RefSeq and is a predicted model, not a curated record.